Molecule: messenger RNA, 2130 nt
Organism: Entamoeba invadens IP1
Lineage: Eukaryota; Evosea; Mastigamoebida; Endamoebidae
Exons: 2
Coding region: 1-2130 (709 amino acids)
Source: RefSeq, a predicted model, not a curated record
AUGCUGAAAGAUAGGAUUUCGCGUCUGAGUCGGGAUGGGGAUAUGCUCUUCACAAAGGACAAACAAAUCUGUGAACAGUUCAAGCGCAAUGCUUCAAACCUUUUAUCUGAUAUCAAAACGCUGACUUUCACUAUUAAAACGACGAUGAAUUUGAUCCAAAAAAUUAACACACAAAUUGGUAACCUGUACACGGGAAGUGACUCAAUUAUUGCCGACGAACUCAAACAAUUUCUAGCGUCGACGGAGAGUAUGGAAAUCACGUCACUUCCAUUAAUUGAGAAAGAGGUCGACUGUUGUGAGGCGUCACUCAAAGAGUUCACCAAGAAGUCUUCCAAACUAUCGAACGACGAAUUGAAGGCACUUAUAGAGCAAAGAUUUGAUAAUUUAGAUCCUUGCAUUUUACUUUAUAUGAAAACUGUCAUCAACUUCGAAGGUGAGAAGGCAAACUCAUUUAAGAAAAUAUUGUACUACGCCGUUCAAGAUGGGUUAAGUGUACCAAAAGGGCUCAAACUCUUAUCAACAUUUCAGUCCAUUGCAGACAGCCGAGUGGGGAGUUUGUACUUAGAAAAGUAUUUAAAAGAGUCGAACGAAGAACGAUUGAUCCAAUUUUAUCGAGCAGUUUUACUCUAUCGCAACAUCAAAACUGAAAAUGUGAGGAGUUGGGUGUGUCGUGAGAUCUUUGAGGAAUUCAUCAGUGUUGGUUCUGUCAAGGAAAUUCCACUUCAAGAAAACACACGCAACAAAAUUAUAUUGCGAUAUGCACAAGGGUUUUCAAAUGACAUUUUUGAUGAAGCGUGUCGAGCCAUUUUGGACUUAAUGAUGAAGAAGAAUGUCUUUGAGAAUUUCCAAAAGUCGGCGUAUUUUAAACCCUUAAUUAAUCGAAUAACACCACUUGGUGAAAACGUGGAGAACGUCGAUGUGGUGUGUGGUGUAGAGACUUAUGUUCAAGUAGCAAAGAUGUUAAGUCCAUUUAACUUAGUAGAGUAUACGGACAUAUUUGUGAAUAAAGGGUAUACUAUGCCACAAAUUAUGCCACUCGUAACAGACAAAUUCAUACACAAAAUUGCGCGAAAUAAUGUUGACAGAAAACACUUACUUGACUUCUCUAAAUUAGCAAAGGAGACUGAAAUAGAAGCAUCUUCUUUACUCACAAAAGAGGCGAUAACUAAAGUCCAAACCAUCAGCGACGACUUUGUGAAAUUCAUUGAAGAAACAUUUAAUAAUUUGCGACAAACCCUCGAUUUUCUGAAUUACACGAAAACAGUGCCAAAGGACGAAUUGUCUGUUGCUCAAAUUCAAGAGAAAAGCGAAAACGCGUUUUUAGAGUUAAAUGCAAAGCACCAUGUUGCGUAUCGAAUGUUAAAGAAGUGUGGAAAUCUUCAAGAACUUGAACCACUUCUUCCUCAGAUCGUUGAGGCUUUACUCUGUCUAAUGAUCGAUGAGCAUCUUGGGGAUUAUAAUGCAUCAAAUCAUUGGAAAACACAAAUCAAAAUGCCACAGCGGUCAGUUCUACGAGUCAAUCGACUUGUCCAAAAAGGGCAGAAACAGUUGUCUAAAGACGACGAAAAUAUACAACCGAAGAAACAAUUGAAUGAGAGAAACGAUCAAAUUGAAGACGAAGAAGAAGAUAUUAUGGACAAAUUGAAGAUGAUUGGAACAUUCAGAAAAGCAACUGAAAAAGAUCUUAGACUGUCGUUGCAAAGUCAUUUGGAUGAGAAAGUCACUCAAUCAGAAAAACUCGAGACGAAAUUGAGUCAAACUAUUCUGACGAUUAAAUCGACUAUAUUACCUAAGAUCUCGAACAUGAAACAGCAGCUGAUGAAUCUCAAUCGGGAAAAAGACUACAUUGAUAUCGAAAAGGAUUUGAUCCUUCUGAAUAAAUUUGUCGAAUUGGUCGGUGAGAAAAUCGCAACACCGAACCUCAUUAAAAACAAUAAGUUCGACGUCAAGGCAAAUGACUCGACUUUGAGGAAAAAAGUGAACGAAGCACUCAACGAACUCGAGUCCGUCCAAAUCUCGUCAGACGCCAUUUUAGAGGAAUUAACUAACUUGCUUGUGCAAGUGCGAACAACUAAUACCACUGCAGUGAAGUACCAGAAUCUUGUGACGAAGUUAGCUAAUGUAUUGUGA